GAAUCGGUCGAGCUUUUGCAGACACCCUUAUCCAACAUGGCUGCUUUGUGAUCGUCGUCGGUCGACGACAGGAACAUCUCGACGCGUUCGUCGAAGAACACGGUGUAGAGAAAGCCGCAUCCUUUCAGUUUGACAUUAACAGGCUCGAUGCGAUUCCAAGCUUUGCGAAAAGUGUGACCUCGUCUCAUCCGGACCUGGACUGUGUCUUCGUCAACUCGGGCAUCCAACGUCGUUCUUUUUUUAGCGAGCCAGGAAGUAUUGAUAUCAAUGACAUUCAGAUGGAGAUGACGGUCAACUAUGUCUCCUACGUUGCGCUAGCGAAAGAGUUCUUACCGUUUCUUCUUGCCAAAGAUGCUACACCGACUUCACUCAUAUUCACUUCAUCCAAUCUUGCACUGGUUCCCAUUCUCCGUUGCUCCAACUACUGCGCUUCUAAGGCCGCACUGCAUCAGUGGAUCCUCUGUCUGCGGGAGCAGCUUAAGGGUACAAGUAUCAAGGUCAUCGAAAUCUUUCCACCCAUUGUGCAUACCGAGCUCCACGAUGAGAAGCACCAACCUGACAUGGCGGAGAUGGUUCGUGGACGCUCCUUUGGUAUGCCUGUCGAGCAGUUUACGCAAGAGGCGAUGCAAAGGCUCCUUGCCGGAGAUGACCAGAUACCAGUAGGGUUGUCUAACAUCGCCUUUAAUAGCUGGGAACAGCAACGCCAAGCGGCCUUCAGACAUGUGGUCGAGAUGAUGAGAAAAGCGGCCACAUGCUAUCGCUCUGCACCCAGCGCGUCCUUCUGGUCCUGGCAGAGAAGGGAGUCAAGAUUUGAAUUCGUGCCUAGCGAUUUCAUGAAAGGAGCACAUAAGCUGCCUGCCUACACUGAAAAGCAUCCUUUCGGGUUGAUUCCCUUGCUUGAAGACGGCACCUUUAGGGUCUUUGAGUCGAGGGCUAUCGCUCGCUAUAUUGCUACCAAGUUCCAGAAUCAGGGAACCCCUUUGACCCCUGCCGCUGGAGACCUUCAAGCUUGGGCACUAUUCGAUCAAUGGGCUUCGGUUGAGCAGAACAACUUCUACUGCUAUGUAGAACAAAUCCUGACGCAGAAGAUGUGGAACCAGUACCGGGGUCUUCCUACCAUCGACGCAAUCUUAGACGAUAACUAG
This is a messenger RNA of Aspergillus thermomutatus, 1145 nucleotides long. RefSeq lists its product as uncharacterized. NCBI's taxonomy places the organism in Eukaryota, Fungi, Ascomycota, Eurotiomycetes, Eurotiales, Aspergillaceae. The annotation marks the transcript as partial. The transcript has 10 exons. The record is from RefSeq and is a predicted model, not a curated record. Gene Ontology annotation, molecular function: oxidoreductase activity.